Molecule: messenger RNA, 3851 nt
Organism: Prosopis cineraria
Lineage: Eukaryota; Viridiplantae; Streptophyta; Magnoliopsida; Fabales; Fabaceae
Exons: 7
Coding region: 984-3524 (846 amino acids)
Molecular function (GO): protein binding; carbohydrate binding
Source: RefSeq, a predicted model, not a curated record
AAGGCGGCAGAGGGAUGGAAAGCGGCGGUUAAAGACGGGGAAGAGAGGGAAACAGAAAGAGUCCACUCCGAAGACAAAAGAGAGCGAAACGUGAUAGACUUGAGAGGGAAAGAGCGCUGGCGACAUACAGGAGAGAUCGGAGAACACAAAGAAAACUGACUGGAAGACGCCGGAGAGAUUAAAUUAGAAAAAAAAAAAAAAACGUAGAGAGACUAUUUUCCUUUUCCAGUUUCUUCGCUUCAUCUCUGACCUAGUUAAGAAUGAUCCUUCAUGGAUAGUAUACCAGUGUCUAAUUAGUCAGAUUUAGACUCUUUACCUCUUUCGAUUAAUCUAUUUUAUCGUUUUCUGGAGAUGGAUUCUUCUUGCCCAUGAAUGUCCAUUGCUGGUGGAAUAAUGGGGGCGUAUUUUUUUUCUUUUUUUAUCUUUUCUUAUCUUGUUUGAUUUAUUUCACUUUUGCAUGCGAACUUUUAAUCCUUUCUUUCUUCUUCUUCUUCAUCAUCAUCAUCUUUUUUGGUCCAAGAGAUUUUUAAUCCUUUCACAUAUAUGUUAUCCUUAGGUUUUUAGACAAAGUCAAAGUCACCCACUCCUUAUAAAUGAAUUAAUUAAUAAUUGUUAUAUCGUAUUUUAUUUUCUUGAUUUCUUUCUUUUAUUUUUAUUUUUGCAUGUGAUUGGUCAGGUUGAUCAAAAUGUGUUCAUGUUGUUUCAUCACAGUCAUUAAUUUGUUAUUUGAAUGCCAAUGUGUCUUUUUUGUUUCGUUGCUGAUUCUUGAAGAUAUUUAUUUGAACCUUCAUACGUGUGUGUGUGUGUGUGGUGUGUGUGUUUGUUAUGUGAAAUGUGAUUUUUGCGUCUUGUGAGCACAUUGUGUGAUGACAAUGAUUUCGGUAGGUUCAAGGCCAAAAUUGGCACAGUUGAUUAUCGUACUUUUCCUCUCCUCUUGCUUUGGAAUUUAUUGAAUUCAUUUAUCAACCUGCUUUUCUGCAGCGAUGACAGAGAAACGAGAGAAUCCCAGACUUAGAGAAAGGCAAGGUAAUCAAAGACUGGACAAAAAGAAGAAGCAAAAAAUGGAAUCUAUGGAUCGUAUUUCACAAUUGCCUGAUCAUGUGGUACAUUACAUUUUGUCUUUCAUUCGAUGUCCAAGGGAAGUGGCUCGCACCUCCAUUUUAUCAAAGAGAUGGAGAGAACUAUGGUACUCCUUUUCCAGUUUGACAUUUGACCAACGCGCAUUUAAAGGCAGUGAUUUUAUGAUGAGCGGCUGUUUUUUAAACUACGUGGACAAUUCUCUAAAACUCUACCUUGAAAAAAAUAUAGGCCUAAAAAAAUUGAGCAUACAUAUGGUCUCCUUUGAUGCAGAAGUUAUCAUUCAUAUUGACCAUUGGUUAGAUUUAGUCAUUGAGAAAAACAUUAAAGAGCUGGAUAUCAAUAUUGACACAAAGGCAAACAUGCGAUAUAUUUUACCUGAACAUGUCUUUUUGACGGAGUCUCUCUCCCAACUAAGGUUAUGUGGGUGCGAGCUGACUAGAUUUGACAACAUAAUGCUUCCUCAUCUACAAAAGCUUUGUCUGCGGAAAGUGAUGUUAAAUGAGCAGAUCAUUCAGAAUCUGAUCUCAAAAUGCAAGUUUAUUUAUGAUUUAAGACUCAUACAUUGCUCAGGUUUGAAGGAAUUGUGGAUCUGCGAUCGUAUUAGGCUGAAUAGAGUUGAAAUACACCAGUGCAUUCAACUAAGAAAGGUGGAGCUUGAUUGUCUUAAUCUUCACACAUUUUGGUUUCAUUGUGAGAAAUCAACUCCCUGCAAAGUUAGUUUAGCUAGCUGUAAAUCUCUGAAAAAGUUGACAUUAGGGUAUCAUCAAGUGAAAGAUGACUUUUGUGAAAAGAGCAAGUUCUAUGAUUUUCCCCUUCUUGAAGCGUUGGAUCUAAGCACAUUGGAUAGCUUGAAGUGCAUUAACAUUUCAAACCCGCAGCUUCAGAAGCUUGCCUUGAAAGGAUGCAAGAAAAUGAAAUUUGUUUCUAUAAAUGCUCCAAAUCUUCGGUCAUUUGAGUUUCAGGGUAAGAAGAUGCCCCGCAUUGAAAUGCAUCCUUGUUCCCUUAGGGAUGCCAAGCUUUCUUUCGAACCUAUCGAUAAGUCUAGACCUAUAAUGUUUGAAAAGCAGGGCUACUUUCCCAAGUUGAUGGAUUUUAUCAGAAAAUUUGACCAUGAAGGCAGCUACAAAUUGGUUAUCCGAUCCAAGAAGAAUAUUGUCAUUUAUGAAAAUUUGGAUAGAGUGUUGCUUCCCGAGCUCCCCAACCUCAGCAUUGACAUUCUCUCUCCAUUGGUAUUUAUAGAUCGGUUCUAUAGUUUGCUGGGUACAUGUCACCCUGAGACUCUCUGCAUGAUUUUUCCUUCAAAUAGAAAGUUCCCAAGGUUAGUACAUGAAAAGAUGAAGAAUAGAGAAGGAAAUUCAAGCUGUUGCAAUUAUUUCACUUCAUCUAAUAAAUGUUGGCGGCACUUCUUGAAGGACAUCAAGAUUGAGGAUUUUGGAGAUGCUAACAACAAAUGGACAUCUGCCUGGCUCAAUCGGUUAGCGUGUACGCAAACGGCAUUGCCACUUCGUUUGACUACCCUUAGAUUAUAUUGGAACGGUUUCAGACAUGGGGAGAGACCUGAGAAGACAUACUUUAUUCAAGUUGUUUAUGAUAAACAUGGUGAACCUUUCAAAGCUGACAAACAUGGAGGAAUUGGAGGAGACAAAACUCAUGAGAUAAAGCUUCAGCUGCCAGAUGAGUUCCUGAUUGGUGUCAGCGGUCAUUAUUUUCCAUUUGGCGGCGCCCUGGUUAUUCGAUCACUGAUAUUUAAGAGCAACGAAAGGACAUCUGGCCUAUAUGGUUAUGAAGAAGACACAUUAUUUACCUUUUCAAAGGAAGGAGGCAAAGUUGUUGUAGGGUUUAAGGGACGAGGUGGAAGAUAUUUGGAUUCAGUUGCCUUCGCUGAAGGAACAGGAAGGAAGAAGAGAAGCCUGAUAGUUGUGGGACCAUGGGGAGGAAAUGGAGGAUCUAGCUGGGACGAUGGUUGCUUCACAGGGGUGAGAGAAAUCACACUGGUUUAUGGACAAUGUAUAGACUCUAUUCAAGUGGUUUAUGACAAACAUGGCAAGCCUUUCAAAUCUGACAAGCAUGGAGGAAUUGGAGGCAACAAAACUGCUGAGAUUAAGCUGCAAUACCCAAAUGAGUUCUUGAUUGGUGUCAGUGGCCAUUAUUGUCCAGUGGCACGUGGCGGCACCCCGGUCAUUCGAUCACUGACAUUUAAGAGCAACAGCCGAACAUAUGGUCCAUAUGGAGUUGAAGAAGGCUCACCAUUUACCUUUUCUAUGGAAGGAGGCAAAGUUGUAGGGUUUAAGGGGCAAAGUGGUUGGCAUUUGGAUUCAAUUGCCUUCGUUUUGUCUCCUGAACAAUCAAAAAACUUGCUUCAGAAGGUGCAAAAUUGCUUGAAUAGGUUUUCAACUUCUGCUUCAAAGUCUUCAGCUCCCAAAACUGGCCAGAAAACUAUAUGAAAUUAAAUUGGUGUUCUAGCUUUUUAAAAAAUGAACUAGUGAGUCUUAUGAUGCUGGUAUAAUAGGUUUGGAAGUGUUGCUGUACUAUUGGUGAACGAGUGUAUCAAUAUCAUGUAGUUAUACCCAGGACAAUUUAAGAGCAAGUAUUUAUCUACGUUUGAGAGAAAUUCUGGCGACCUAAUAAUUUCCCAUCACGUUUAUCAUUCUAAUUUGUAAUUACCGAUUGACUCAGGCUGAUAGUUCGAACAAAACUCCAGAAUGCCUAUGGCAAAAUUGGUUGUAUGGAGUAUUCGCUGUUUAAUAAAUUUCAAAUGGUUAAAUUUAUCA